Molecule: messenger RNA, 713 nt
Organism: Eruca vesicaria subsp. sativa (arugula)
Lineage: Eukaryota; Viridiplantae; Streptophyta; Magnoliopsida; Brassicales; Brassicaceae
Source: the annotation of a GenBank genome assembly
AUGGGUUUAUCGUUGAGAACGUGGGUCGCAAGUAUAAUCCUCCUUACAUAUCUCGUCCAUGGAGCUCUUGGUUGGGGAAUCGAUGGUCAUUACGCUGUCUGCAAAAUAGCUCAGAGCUAUUUUGAGGAAGAAACUUUAGUAGCAGUGAAGAAACUUCUGCCUGCAUAUGCAAAUGGUGAAGUAGCAGCUGUCUGCUCAUGGCCUGAUGAAAUCAAACGCCUCCCUCAGUGGAAAUGGACUGCAGCUUUGCAUUAUUCUGACACACCUGAUUACAAAUGCAACUAUGAGUAUUCACGAGACUGUCCGAAUGACAUAUGUGUGACAGGAGCAAUCUUCAAUUACACAACCCACUUAAUGUUUCAAAUCCACUAUAACUUGACAGAAGCUCUCAUGUUCGUAUCACACUUUAUGGGAGAUAUUCAUCAGGUUAAUCAAUCUCUUUACCAAAUUCAAGUUAUAUGCAAUUGCCCCUUACAUGUAGGUUUUCUUGGAGAUCAAGGUGGUAAUGGAGUAAAAGUCAAUUGGUACAACCAAGAAACUAAUUUGCACCGUGUGUGGGAUGACAAGAUAAUUGAGUCUGCUCUAGAGAAAUACUACAAUUCAAGCCUUUCAGUCAUGAUUCGUUCCCUUCAACACAAACUCAAGUACGGCUGGUCAAAACAUGUUCCGUCAUGGGAGUCAUGUCCACUUCACCAAACAGUCUGCCCAAAUUG